ACGUUGAUGAAUGUCACUUCAUUAAAAAGAAAAGAAAGGUGGCACACAGCUGGGACUGAGCAUGAGGGUCGUUAUAGUUGAUGUCUUGACAAAGCCUUGCGUUUAUUUAUAUUUAUUUAUAUAUAUUAAUCAUUUCUAAAGAAAGUGAUCCCUGCUCCACCGUCAGGGUUCACGCGACUAAAACAAAUGGCCUUAUUCUGAGAUUGAAGUCCAACCUGCACCGGAAGCAUCUCAAUUACAACGUUGUCUCGCGUGUGAAACGAACAAGAACACGCGAGUGAAUCUGAGGCUCCAACACCGUCGAGAGUUUCCUUUUUUUUUUUUCUUCUUCUCCUUUUCUUUUUUCUUUUUUCUUUCCUUUUGUUUCUGCGUGGCCCACUUUCUCGCGCACUGAUCAUUCGGAAAGUGGACGCGCAGGGGCACAUGUCCGCCGCGACCCGCCCGUCCUGAACACGACCGGGACCAGGUCGAGUCUCGAGACUGACACAUCGUCCCAAACUUUUUCUGGCACUUGCUGCCGGCAGACCUCGCGGCGGUGUGCGCAUGUGCGAAGGUGCCCCCAGACUGACAAUGCUGGAGAGAUAGCGCGUUUGGAUUGAGAAAAAACCCCGAGAAAGAAAGAAAAAAAAAAAGAGAGAGGCACCGAGAAAAAAACAGAAAAGGAGGAGAAAAAAAAAAGAUCCAAGACCAAAUCCAAACAAACCCACGCCGAGAGACUGGCAGCAUGAGGUCCAAAGGCAGGGCACGGAAGCUGGCCACGAGUGAUGGGGACGAUGAGUUUGCCCUUUACUCGUCUGACAUCUUAGAAGAUGUGUGUGGCUCUGAUGGUGACCCGAUGCCUUCUUCAGCCCUGGCGGACGACCCAGCGUCCCCUCCGCUCUCUGACGAUGAGGCUUCGCCGCCGAGGGACCUUUUGUCGUUCCCACACCCGGGCAUCUUUGCGUCCCAAGAAGAUUUCACCAUUCCCCUGGACUUUGAGCUCCGGGACUCGGCGGUUGCAGGCGGAGGCCUGGGCAUCUGGAGCCGCAGGAAGGUCAACGUCGGGGAGCGCUUUGGACCAUACGAAGGAGAGCACAGGCCUCGUCUCCGAGACCCCACUCAAGGAUGGGAGAUCUUGGACGGGUCAGGCCAUGUAAAAUUCUGUGUGGAUGCCAGCAAGCCAGAUAUCGGGAGCUGGCUGAAGCACAUCCAGUUUGCCCCUGCGGCCAAGCAGCAUAACCUGACAGCGUGCCAGAUAGAUGAUCAGAUCUUCUACAAAGUCACCAGAGAAAUCUUCCCCGGUGAGGAGCUGCUACUUUUCAUGAAGGCUGAAGAGUUUCCAUGUGACACCAUGGCUCCUGAUAUUCAUGAGGAGAGGCAGUACCGCUGUGAGGACUGUGACCAGCACUUUGAGUCCCGCAACCAGCUGCUGGACCACCAGAAGCAGCCAUGUGGGAUGCCCCCCUCCUCUUUCCUUAACCCAGGGGGGGACAGUGACGUAAAGGCCCAGGAACCUCAAGACUUGCGACCCCUCCACCUGUCCCAUGGCCUACACGAGUGUAAAGAGUGUGACCAGGUCUUUCCUGAUGCCCAGAGCCUGGAGGGCCAUAUUCUGUCCCACUCUGAGGAGAGGGAAUAUAAGUGUGACCAGUGCCCCAAGGCCUUCAACUGGAAAUCAAACCUGAUACGACAUCAGAUGUCGCAUGACAGUGGCAAGCACUAUGAAUGUGAAAACUGCUCAAAGCAGGUGUUCACAGACCCCAGUAACCUGCAGAGGCACAUCCGCUCGCAGCACGUCGGGGCACGGGCCCACGCCUGCUCCGACUGUGGCAAGACGUUCGCUACGUCUUCGGGCCUCAAGCAGCAUAAGCACAUCCACAGCAGUGUCAAGCCCUUCAUGUGUAAGUCACUAAGACCCUACCUAUGUGAGGUAUGCCACAAGUCCUACACCCAGUUCUCUAACCUGUGCCGCCACAAACGCAUGCACGCCGACUGCCGCACACAGAUCAAGUGCAAGGACUGUGGGCAGAUGUUCAGCACCACAUCCUCACUCAACAAGCACCGGCGCUUCUGCGAAGGAAAGAACCAUUUCACUGCAGGGGGAUUGUUUGCCCAGGGCAUGCCACUCCCUGGCGCCCCUGGCUUGGACAAAGCAGCUCUGGCGAUGGGCCACAGCAGUGCGGGAUUGGCUGAUUACUUUGGGGCCAGUCGCCACCACGGAGGGCUUACCUUCCCUGCUGCCCCGGCAUUUCCUUUCAGCUUCCCUGGCCUCUUCCCCUCUGGACUCUACCACCGGCCACCGCUCAUUCCUGCCACCACCUCUCCUGUCAGGCAACCAACCCACGCACCUGUUGCCGGGCCUGGUGCAGAGCUGAGUAAGAGUCCACUGCUGCCUCCGAGCCCUGGCACUCAGGAGUCCCGAGAGCUCCUCAAAGCUCUCCGUAAGGAUGUCGGUUUGCCCGGCAGUCACAUGCCUGCCUCAGAGCUCCACACUCAGGGCUCCUCAUCCUCCACAAAGCAGCGGAACAAGCAGAGUGACCAGUCUGAGAGCAGUGACCUGGACGAUGUCAGCACGCCCAGCGGAAGUGAUCUCGAGAGCACCUCGGGCUCUGAGCUGGAGAGCGACAUGGACAGUGAGAGGGAGAGGGGGGCUGCUCGAGAAAAUGGCAAAGGCCCCAAGAGGAAGGCCAGUGAGGGAGGCCCUCAGAGCCCCAGCCUGACAGGCAGCAGCGCUGCUAAAGACUUUCCAGGCCCUUCCCUCAUUCCAUCCUCGCUGGACGAGCACACGGCUGUAACAGGGGCUGUGAAUGACUCUAUUAAGGCCAUUGCCUCGAUUGCUGAGAAGUACUUUGGCUCCACAGGGCUGGCUGGCCUGCAGGACAAGAAGGUUGGGUCCAUGCCGUAUCCCUCCAUGUUCCCACUGCCUUUCUUCCCAGCUUUCUCUCCUCCAGUUUACCCUUUCCCAGACAGGGACCUCAGACCUCCAGUCCUAAAGGGUGAGCCACAGUCUCCGGCAGAUGACGGCAAGAAGGCCCAGGGCAAAUCUUCGUCUGAGUCACCAUUUGACCUCACCACCAAGCGAAAGGAGGAGAAGUCCGCCCCAUUCACUCCCUCCAAACCAGAGGCCUCGCACUCCGUCGGUCAGGAUCAGCCCCUGGACCUGAGCCUCGGGUCCAGGGGUCGUGGACGGAAUCCAAGAGAGGAGGAGACAAAGAAGAAUCCGGGUUAUGAAGAAGAGAAAGGAGUGGUGGAGAUCCCCAAGGCAGACACCUCCUUACAGCAUGCCAGGCCCACCCCUUUCUUCAUGGACCCAAUCUACAGCAGGGUUGAGAAGAGGAGAAUGAGCGAUCCGUUUGAGACUCUCAAAGACAAGUACAUGCGGCCGGCCCCAGGCUUCCUCUUCCAUCCACAGUUUCGUUUGCCAGAUCAGAGAACUUGGAUGUCGGCCAUCGAGAACAUGGCAGAGAAGCUGGAGACGUUUGGCUCCCUGAAGCCAGAGUCUGGUGACCUGCUGCGCUCCGUCCCCUCCAUGUUCGACUUCAGAGCCCCGCCCUCCGCACUCCCAGAGACGCUGCUGCGCAAGGGCAAGGAGCGCUACACGUGCAGAUACUGUGGGAAAAUAUUCCCACGUUCUGCCAACCUGACCCGCCACCUCAGGACUCAUACAGGAGAGCAACCAUAUAGGUGUAAAUACUGUGACCGCUCCUUCAGCAUCUCCUCCAACCUGCAACGUCACAUUCGCAACAUCCACAACAAGGAGAAGCCCUUCAAGUGCCACUUGUGCGACCGUUGCUUCGGCCAGCAGACCAACCUGGACCGUCACCUCAAGAAGCACGAGAACGGCAACCUGUCAGGCACUGCAAUGUCGUCUCCUCGGUCUGAACUGGACAGUAGCAGUGCCAUACUGGACGAUAAAGAAGACUCCUAUUUCAAUGAAAUAAGAAAUUUUAUCAGCAACACUGGCCAGAACCAGACCUCCCCGGACCCCUCUGAGGAAGGGUUAAACGGCGGCCCAUUCGAAGAAGAGAAGCCACUGAUGGCCAGCCAUGGGUCACGUGACCUGGAAGACGAGGACGUGGAGGAGUUCGGCGCCGACGAAGAAGAAGAAGGGGAGGAGCCGAGCAACGCCUCUGGGAAACCGGAAGGCGAGGCUCUCCCGAGCAACCUCAGCGACGACGUCAUGCAAGACGAGAUGGAUUUCACUGGGCCGAACGACUUGAACCUCAACUGCAAAACUUCUCCUCGGGGGUAUAAAGAGGAGGAAGAGCAGAGCGGCUACUCAGCCUUGGAUCAUAUUCGCCACUUUUCAGAAAUGCGCAAGCUCGAGGACAGUGAACUGAGCGACGGGGACGGAGAUGAGGAGAACGGGUCUUUCGGCUCCCCUACUCUGACUGAGGCCGUCAAACAGCCACUCUUUAGAAAAUCAAAGUCUCAGGCGUACGCCAUGAUGCUGUCUCUGGCUGAAAAGGACUCUCUCCACCCAGCCACCCACAGCCCGGCCACCAUGUGGCACAGUCUGGCUCGGGCUGCCGCUGAGUCCAGCGCCAUCCAGUCCCUCAGCCACGUAUGAUGACGCCCCCUUUUUUGCGCUUUUUCCCUUUCACCUCUCAAACCCCCAAACCUGACCUAUGGCACUGGGAGCCCAUUACAGCGGGGCAAUCAGCAGUGGGGGCCCCUGAUCAUCCACACAGAAUGACUGCUGAGCAGAACCACAGCCCUUCUGACUGCUGAGCGGAGCGGCCUGACACACAAAGCAGGGGUCACUGUCCACGCAGAGCCCCGCCCGAGAAAAACCCUCCAACAGAUAGAGAGCGGAGAAAAAAAAGGGUCCCCUUGAGGACCUUUUCAAAUUGAUUUCUUACUCUAACACCAACCGGGAUGUGGUGAAAAAAAUAAUAAUGCUAAAGUAAUAAUAGCUGUAUUUAUUCUGCUGAAUUUCUAUGUUUUGCACAGCAAAAGGCAGCUGGUGGACAUGGAAGAUGGAUGUGCUGAUGUGUCAUCGCUAGACUCCCAUUCAUUGGCCAGCACAUGCAAAGCAAGGAGAACAUCUCACGGCGAGAGGGCGAGUUCGGUUGCGUCUCUGAGACAGCCGCUCUCAGCCUGCAGUGUGCUUCACUGUGCGCAAAGCAUAAGAACCCCUCCGAUCUGACAAAAGAAAUACGUUUCAAAUGUGUAAGAAGAAUUCCCUUUGACCCCCCCCCCCCCCCCGCCCAGACAUCCAAAGUUGUUUCUCAUAGAUCCAUGUACUUGAUGAUAAAAAAAUACAUUUUAAAAAUCAAGGUUGGGGUUAGCAACCUCCGUUCGGAUAAAAAAACAAAAAAACCCUCUCCAUGUAAGAUCCAUCGCUUUAAUAUCACUGAAGUCAUUGAAGAAGAAAUUGAAAAAAUAGAGAGAGAAAAAAAGAAGUGAAUAUUAAACAGAAAUCAGGCCGGUUUCCCGUCUGCGUUUGUCAUGGCUGCGUGUGUGUGUCUGUACAAUCACCAAACUGUGCACAAGUGUCUACCAACUGUUCUCCACUGCACUCCAUCCUGCCCGCUUGCGCUAUCUGUGAAAAGGAUAUAAAUAGAUUGUCUUUUUUAGUGGAAGAGAAGAAAAACACUUUUGUUUUACUGAGAUAAGUAGCCAGUGCUGAAGUUAAUUGUUGUUCUGUAAAAGGGCAUAUGUCUUCUUUUUUUUUUUUAUAUAAACCCUUGAAUCCAUCCUAGUCGGCCAACAAUACCACUAAAUAGCCUGAAUGCUAGUCGUUAGCUACUCCAUGCUUGUGUCUUUCAUUUUUAGACAAUCAUGAUUUUGUUUUGUUUCUGUUUUUGUUUCCUUUUUUUUUUUUUUGUUGGUGUCGUUGUUGUUAUUUGCUGUUGUAUGUUGAGAAUUGUAUUUAUUUCUUGGCAAACUGUAGUUUGUUUACUGAAUAGCACUGCUCUUGGCCCGGGUGAUGAGGCGAUCUCCUCAGCGGGCUGUCCCAGAGUUCAAAAGGGGUUUGUAGAUUACAUUUGAGUGCCGGAUAGUAUUAAACAUACAAUUCACUCCUUUUUCUUCUAAUGAACUCGGUCGCUGAAUAGAUAUGACUUAGGGUUUUUUUUUCUAUGACAAUAAAAUUGAUUCAGUUGUAAAAAAAUUGAAAAAAUAAAGGAUGAGUAAUAAGAAAAGAAAAAAACAGGUAUAAUUUCUUCAUAAGCGCAUGAUUGGUCUGGUAAGAUCUGUAUCUGACAUUUUCUACGGUUGUGUGCAAGCUUGUGUGAUGUUCGGUUCAUGUUAAUCCCUUGUGCCAAACUUAUGAUAAAUAACAGAUUACUUUCAUUUAUUCUCCCGUUUUUGAGGGACCUUUUUUCUGUUCGUUCGUUCGUUGUUUUUUUUUCUGUCGUCGUUUUGUUUAUAAUCGAUUUUAAAAAGUAAUCAGCAAGUUGAGGUACUUUGUUUUAAUGCUUUCUACAAUGUAACUGUUAUGCAUUUCAAUUCAAUACUGUGGGAGGAACAACUAAGAAAUAAAGGACUACAAUGUGGA
This is a messenger RNA of Scophthalmus maximus (turbot), 6481 nucleotides long. RefSeq names its product MDS1 and EVI1 complex locus (gene mecom). Gene Ontology annotation, molecular function: protein binding; RNA polymerase II cis-regulatory region sequence-specific DNA binding; DNA-binding transcription activator activity, RNA polymerase II-specific. Gene Ontology annotation, biological process: negative regulation of DNA-templated transcription; regulation of transcription by RNA polymerase II. The transcript has 18 exons. NCBI's taxonomy places the organism in Eukaryota, Metazoa, Chordata, Actinopteri, Pleuronectiformes, Scophthalmidae. The record is from RefSeq and is a predicted model, not a curated record. Gene Ontology annotation, cellular component: nucleus. Bases 725 to 4549 code for a protein of 1274 amino acids.